This is a messenger RNA of Columba livia (rock pigeon), 1299 nucleotides long. Its product is annotated as tumor necrosis factor ligand superfamily member 10-like. Lineage: Eukaryota; Metazoa; Chordata; Aves; Columbiformes; Columbidae. The record is from RefSeq and is a predicted model, not a curated record. Gene Ontology annotation, cellular component: membrane. Gene Ontology annotation, biological process: immune response. Gene Ontology annotation, molecular function: tumor necrosis factor receptor binding.
AGUGGUAACACAGUUUGGGAAUUAAAUGGGAAUUACAUCCCACAUGCAUGGAGACCCCAGUCUAGUGGACAGGUGGAGAGAAAGGAAGAGAAAAAAAAAAAAAAAAAAAACCAACCCUAAAAAGGCAACUUAGCAAGAUUUGUCAGGAACCAAAAAUUCAAUAACACUGUAACACUGAAGCCGCUGCGUAUUAGGAUUAAACCUAGGAGCGGAAUGUUAGUAAGCCCAUACAAAAUUUUGCGUGGCAAACCAUAUAAAGCACCUGAUCCAAAUCCAAGUGUGUAUGUAAAGGGUAAUCAGAAUUUAUACAAUUACGUGUUUCGUUUGCUAACAGCAGGACAGCAGGGGGUGAACCCCAGCUUGGCCCGCUCCGCCGCUGGAGGGAACAGUGCAGCGCUGCAUGGGGACCAGCCCUGCCCGGCCAUGAUGCUGCCCGCGGCCGGUCCCAGCCCUGGGCAGACCUGCGGGGCCAUGCUGGCCGCCACCGUGUUCCUGCAGUCUGUCUGCGUGGCCGUCACCUUCCUCUACCUCACCAACGAGCUCAAACAGCUCCGGGACACGUACUCCAAGAGCAGCAUCGCUUGUCUCACUAGGGAGGAAAUGGGAAAUUUCAUCCAAAACUUGGAUCUAAUUGAAAGUGAAGACAGAGUGGCUGACCCCUGCUGGCAAGUAAAGUGGCACCUGGGAAAGGUAAUUAGGAUGUCGAAAAGCUACAAGAAAAACAUAUCUGCAGUCAAUGCUGACAGAGUGCUGACGCUGUCACAGACCGAUGGGCAGCAGCCGCGUGGUCCCACCAACAGGAUUGUGGCACAUCUGACAGGCGACAGCAAAAGGAAGAAUUCCCUGUCCCCAUGCAUAGAUUCCUCACCCAGGAGAGGGAAUGAAGAAAGAAAAAACAAACAAACAAACAAACAAAAAAAAAAAGCAAAAACAAAAAACAAAAACUGGGAAUCGUCAAGAAAAGGCCACUCUUUCCUUUACAAUGUGGAACAGAGAAAUGGCGAGUUAGUGAUACCCCAGACAGGCUUUUAUUACAUCUACUCACAAAUUUAUUUUCAUUUCCGUGAAAACGAGAAGGAGGACUCAGUUCUGACUAAUUACCCAGAGCCCAUUUUGAUCAUGAAAAGUGCAAGAACAAGCUGCUGGUCUAAAAAGGCAGAAUAUGGACUUUACUCCAUCUACCAAGGUGGCGUCUUUCAGCUGAAAAGAGAGGACAGGAUUUUCGUCUCCAUCAGUAAUCGUGACAUAGCUGACAUGGACAAAGAAGCAAGUUUUUUUGGAGCCUUUAUGAUUGCUUAA